ACAAAAAGCACAGCUGCACAAAAUUACAAUUAAAAAAAGAAAUAAAAUUGUCUUUUUGAGUGUCUAUAUUGUUUAUGAUAAAUGCAAUUAUUCUUUAGAGCACUAACCUAAUUGGUCUCUCACACAUGCACCUACACACACAAAAAAAGUUGCUUUUUAAUGUUAUGAUAUGUAUUAUUCUUAUUUUGACGCCCACAAGUCAAACGCAGUCAGUCUGAACUGAAUCUAUCACUCACAUAACACUUUUAAUUGGUGCGCCAUAAUGCAUUUACUAUAACGUGAUAUCUAGUUCAAAUUAAAUCAGGAAUAAUGUUCAAGGGCAGGAGGGUUUGUUUCCUUGUUUACAAUUUUGUUUUGUGUUUUCUAUGAAGAAAGUAGCUGGGAUUUCUGACAUUGUUUUGUUGCAUACGUUCAACCUAAAAUGACAGAAAACCUGAAUUUACAAAAGAAAAAAAGCUAAUUUUACCUUUCACUUAGUGUACAUAGAAAACUUUGCAAACAUCACUUCAUUUUGACAGUAACAAAGACCCAGUGCUCUUUCUCUCACACACAGUGUGAAGUAAAUCUCGGUUAAAAAGCAACCCAAAUAAGCACUUCCUCCAGGUACUUUAGGUCCUCUCAGGUCUGAUUAAAUCUAUGUACUAAAAUGCAACAAAGGACACUGCAGAAAGACACGAAAAUAAGCAGCAGAAGAGGGUCUCUCCUCUCCACGUGUGAACGCAUAUCAUGGCAGACUCUUCUGAGGGAGGGGAGGAGUAACCACACACACACAUUUACACACACACACACACACACUCGCUCCGCCAUGCUAGUACGGAGGCUAUGCUCUCGUCGCUGCUCUCUGACCCCAGUGGCAGUCCUUUCUUCCUCUACUGCGGUCUAGACUCACUCCCCCUCUCCGCCAGUCAGAGCGAGGCUCUCGCCGCCUGCCUGCGCCGCUUUUCCCGCGUCUCGCCGCCAGCUUCGCCGGAGGGUCUCCCAGGGUCGAGGGUCCUGCCCCUGGCCGGCUCCGAGUGCCACCUCUUCGGCUACCGACAUCUGCAUUCCCCGGCGCGCAUGGAGCAACAUCUUUAGAGAUAGCAUCUCGUCCAGCAUCUCGGCGCUUUCAAGGGUUCUUUUCAGCGUUUAAGUGGUGGUUCUGAAGGAUGCCGACUGCGUGGGUCGCUCCAGGGUCCUGGUGAAGUGUCUCAUGUGUCACGUGGAGAAAGAAUGGCCCACGGAAUGCCGUCACAAGGCAAAGUGACCAUCUCGGUGGACGAGUACAGCUCCAACCCCACGCAGGCCUUCACCCACUACAACAUUAACCAGAGCCGCUUUCAACCGCCACACGUGCAUAUGGUGGACCCCAUCUCGUACGACAGUCCCAAGCCGAGUGGCCACACGCGUUUUGUGUGUGUGUCGGACACACAUUCUCGGACAGAUGGCAUCCAGAUGCCUUACGGGGACGUUCUGCUGCACGGGGACUUCACCGAGCUGGGCCUGCCCUCGGAGGUCAAGAAGUUUAACGACUGGUUAGGCAGCCUGCCGUACGAGUUUAAAGUGGUGAUCGCUGGGAAUCACGAGCUGACCUUCGAUAAGGAUUUCAUGACGGAGCUGGUCAAGCAGGAUUACUAUCGCUUUCCCUCCGUGUCCAAGUUGAAACCCGAGGACUUUGACAAUGUUCAGUCUCUCCUGACAAACUGUGUUUACCUGCAGGACUCUGACGUCACCGUCAAGGGCUUUCGAAUAUAUGGUGCACCAUGGACGCCGUGGUUUAAUGGCUGGGGUUUUAACCUGCCCAGGGGACAGUCCCUGCUCGAUAAGUGGAACCUCAUCCCAGAGGGCAUCGAUAUUCUCAUGACCCAUGGGCCGCCCCUCGGUUUUAGGGACUGGGUACCGAAGGAGCUGCAAAGAGUUGGUUGUGUUGAGCUGUUAAAUACAGUCCAGAGGAGAGUCCGGCCCAAGCUCCACGUCUUCGGGGGAAUUCAUGAAGGUUACGGCAUUAUGACCGAUGGGUACACAACAUUCAUCAACGCCUCUACCUGUACAGUCAGCUUUCAGCCCACAAACCCCCCCAUCGUGUUCGACCUCCCGAACCCCCCCAGCUCUUGAGACUCCCGCCAACGUCGGCCGUAUUCUCCUUAUGUUUUCUAACAGUAUUUUGAAAGAAAAAAAUAGUUGAAUGUUUCUUUUCGAACGGCCGGGAAGUUUCCUAUGACGGACGGGGGUCAUGCAGUCGUCUCGUACAGAAGUGGUGAACAAUCUUAUGAAAAGAUCUGAUUAAAUCUGUAAGAUAAUAAGCUUUGUGAAUUUGUAAAAUUGUCUCUUUUUUUUUUGUCAGUAUGUUGGUAUGGGACGCCAUUGUUCAGUUUGUAUAUUCUUUUUUUUUCAGGAUAAUUAAGCUUUCUUUUAGCUGACAGGGAUAAUGCCUUAAACUAGCUUUAAGUUCCCCCGGCUGGAGCCCCUUCUUUCUGCUAGCCAAGAGAAAGCGUCAUAUUUAUUGGGUUUUUUUUAUCCAAAACUAAGGGGAUUUCUUUUUUUUUCUUUUCUUUUUUUUGCAUUCAAAGAACACUUUCUUACAAGCGCAGGGAAGACAUGGAUGCAUUUUAACUCAUGUAUAUUCUGGAGCGCCUCAGUCUGCAUAGAAAUUGGAAAAUGUCUUAAAAUAUGAGUAUAUCUAUAUGUAUGUGUGUAAGCUGUAAAAUCUCUAACUAAAAUUGUGUUUGUUCUAAGCCUCUUGAAGAAUAUCAUUUUGCCUGUAAGUGAUGACUUAAAGUGCGUCAGUCGCACACAUGCUCUUUUCUGUUUUUAUGAAAUGUUCCUCUGAAGCUCAUUCAGUGUUGCCUACUUUACGGCGUAUUGUUCCAUACAAUAAACGAGUAAUCGAGUUGAAAUUAUUUUAAUGUACAAUCUCAAAGGUUGUUUUUGUUUUUUUUUCUUUGAACCUGCUGAAACCAGGUUUAGUUGUCCUUUGGUAUCUUGCGUAUGAUAGUUUUUGUUUUUCUCCUUUUUUUUUUUUGUAAUUUUGCACUGUGUAAAUGCAGUCUUGCUAGCACAAAAAAAAAAUUAUGCCAAUAAUUGUUUCAACUCUUGCCACUGUAAAUGCCUCUCAGCUUUUCUUUUUUCGGUUACAGUCUCAUUCCUGGAAAGGUUUAGAUACGUUUCUUCUCUCUCUUUAUUUUUUCUUCAGGUUUCAUUGUGAUAUAUUUAGCUGCCUUUAUAUGCAAAUAAAAUUGCAAGAUUUUUACUUCUAAA
This is a messenger RNA of Puntigrus tetrazona (Sumatra barb), 3234 nucleotides long. RefSeq names its product metallophosphoesterase domain containing 2a (gene mpped2a). The record is from RefSeq and is a predicted model, not a curated record. Gene Ontology annotation, molecular function: hydrolase activity. Lineage: Eukaryota; Metazoa; Chordata; Actinopteri; Cypriniformes; Cyprinidae.